GCAGGUGGGGGAGGAAGAGGGCAAGGUACCAAUAUGCUAAACACUACUCAACUGUUGGCCAAGGGCUUUUCAGAGAGACCGAGGCAGAGCACAGAGUCCUUGGUUCCGAGGACAGCCACGGGGCUGUUGAAACUUCUAUCAAGCAUCUCUGCAGAGGAGCAGAGGAGCCUUGGGAGUGGUGACAGCCUCCAGAAUCAUAGCUGCCAGCUGCAAAGGUCUCAGAGCGCAGGGCAGACAGCAAAGAAAGAACGCAAGCCCCGGAGGCGGAACAGGAAAGGACACUGCUCAGCUGAGGCAGAGGAUCUCUUCACAGCACCUUCUCGGAAGCCUUCCUUCCCUUUCCAGUGGGCCUGGGAGAGCUUCAUCGUAGAUGGGCAGGCUCUGUUCCAGCCAAGUUCCUCCGUGGCCCCAGGCCACCGCCGAUCCCUGCUCUUGCCCCCAGCAGCUGUCCAGCUCAGGUCCAGGCGCAAGUCAAUGGCCAACCUCUCUGAAGACCCUGGCGCUGGCCAGAAGAUGGAAAUACAAAACCCGGGGAGGAUAAAUCAGCCGGGGAGAUAUGGCACCACUGGCCCCACUCCGGGCAAAGCAGAAAGCCUAGGGCUGGAGCCAUCCAGUCAGGGUAGUGUCUGGCCACCAGGCAAAGGGUCAGGGUCAGAGUCUGAGGAUGUCUCAGAAGUAGAAGGCCGGGACGCUGAGGAGGCAGAGAGAGUUCUGAGCUCUGGGGAACUGCCCCAGAUCCUGGGGCAAGGCUUGAUCUUGGAGGAGGAGUUGAUUUCAGAGAUGAUGGAGGAGGAGGAACAAAGCGCCCCCCACAAGAGAAAGGGCAGCUCUGGUAAAAAGGGGAGGAAUUCUAGCGAGAUGGCCUCAGAAAAAGGGGAGCUGAAGGGCCACAGCCAGGGAAGCAGCCCCAGCUCCAACAGCCUCCGAAAGGCGCAGAAGGGGGUGUUGAGGGCCAAGGAGCUGCAGGGGCCCUGGGACCUGGAGCGACUGCACAGGCAGUUACAGGAGGAGCUGGACUGUGGUCCCCAAGAGCAGUCCUGGAAAGCGUUGCGGGCCGCUGUCCAAGCCCGGAACAGGAAGGCCCCUACCUUGGGAGGUGAUGAAAGUUUUUUGUCUGCCGGCUUCUCUAAUCGUACCUUCCACAAGCGACAGGAGGCCAACAGAAACCUGAUGCAGUCCUUGGAAAGGCAGCAGCUGAAGGAGAAGCAGCAAGCUGAGGUUCGCAGGGCUCGCGAGCGGCAGGUGCAGCAGCAGGUGGCUCGCUGUCUGGCCGCCUACUCGCCCAAAGGGAGGAGAGGGGCCUUGGCGGCUCAGCACAAACUAGAAGAGCUGAGGAGCAAGGAUCGGCAGCGUUUUGUUGAGUACCAGGCAGAGCUGCAAGGCAUCCAGCACAGGGUGCAGGCCCGGCCCUUCCUGUUCCAGCAGGCCAUGCAGACCAAUGCCAGGCUCACGGCAAAUCGGCGCUUCUCCCAGGUGCUGUCAGCACUGGGAGUAGAUGAGGAGCAGCUGCUGGCUGAUGCAGGCAACACAGAGGGCAUCCCCCAGAACACAGGUGAGUCACUUGGAGUAGAAAUGGAACCCUCUUCUCAGAGCCCCCCAAAGACAGAACCCCCGAGCAGCCAGCCUGGAAGACAACCCUCCCCAAGCCUGGAUCCCGAGCACAACCCGAACAAAAAUUAAAUGCUUUAUGACAAGUACAGUGUGAGAUUUCUGAGGGGGAAUGGUUGUGGGCUGGAGAUCAGCAGUGGCAA
Acomys russatus (golden spiny mouse) is the source of this 1751-nucleotide messenger RNA. RefSeq names its product testis specific 10 interacting protein (gene Tsga10ip). Gene Ontology annotation, cellular component: cilium; photoreceptor connecting cilium; ciliary basal body. Gene Ontology annotation, biological process: cilium organization. The record is from RefSeq and is a predicted model, not a curated record. Lineage: Eukaryota; Metazoa; Chordata; Mammalia; Rodentia; Muridae.